Sabethes cyaneus is the source of this 2987-nucleotide messenger RNA. It is a transcript of the gene Gp93, whose product is annotated as endoplasmin. Gene Ontology annotation, biological process: protein folding. Gene Ontology annotation, molecular function: ATP-dependent protein folding chaperone; ATP hydrolysis activity; ATP binding. Bases 152 to 2536 code for a protein of 794 amino acids. NCBI's taxonomy places the organism in Eukaryota, Metazoa, Arthropoda, Insecta, Diptera, Culicidae. The record is from RefSeq and is a predicted model, not a curated record. The transcript is spliced from 2 exons.
CAUUAGUUCUCUUUCGGUUUUGGUCGCUUGUGUUUCGGAUUGUGCAAGCUGCAAGGAGUAGUUAAAUACUAUAAACCCUUCAAAUAAAGCCAAUCUUUUUGUCGGAUAGUUCAGUUUUCGUAGUAGGGAUUCGGCGACAGAUCCUGCGAAAAUGAAGUACUGGGUACUUCUAAUUGUUGGGGUUUUUCUGUGUACAGGACUCACCGCGGUUCGCGCAGAGGACGAUGUCGAAGAUCUACCGGUCGUAGAACAGGAUCUAGGUUCUUCCAAGGAAGGCUCCCGUACCGAUGCGGAGGCGUUACAACGCGAAGAGGAAGCCAUCAAGCUGGACGGACUGAAUGUAGCGCAGAUGAAGGAAUUGCGUGAAAAAUCGGAAAAGUUUACAUUCCAGGCGGAGGUCAACCGAAUGAUGAAACUGAUCAUCAAUUCGCUUUAUCGCAACAAGGAGAUUUUCUUGCGUGAGUUGAUUUCGAACGCUUCCGAUGCACUGGAUAAGAUUCGGCUGCUGUCGCUCACCAGUCCCGAGGUAUUGGAUAGCAAUUCAAAUCUGGAGAUCAAAGUUAAAGCAGACAAGGACGGCAAAGUGUUGCAUAUUAUCGACACUGGUAUCGGUAUGACCAAGCAGGACCUGGUAAACAACCUUGGCACUAUUGCGAAAUCUGGAACUGCCGAUUUCUUGUCCAAGAUGCAGGAAACCAAAAGCGAAAAUCAAGACGUCAACGAUAUGAUCGGACAGUUCGGUGUCGGAUUUUACUCAGCAUUUUUGGUUGCUGAUCGAGUCGUUGUUACCACUAAACACAACGAUGAUAAACAAUACAUUUGGGAAUCGGAUGCGGCUAGUUUCAGUAUCGUGGAAGACCCGCGAGGCAAUACUUUGCAACGUGGCUCACAAAUUUCAUUGCACUUGAAGGAAGAAGCACAAGAUUUCUUGGAGGAUGAUACAGUCAAACAACUAAUCAAGAAGUACUCACAAUUUAUCAAUUUCCCGAUUUACAUGUGGACUAGUAAGGAGGUAGAAGAAGAAGUGCCUGUCGAAGACGAGCCAACUGAGAAACCGGAGAAAAAGGAUGAAGACCAAACCGAGGAAGAAGAUGGAAAGGUCGAGGAAGAAGCUGAGGAUGAGAAACCCAAGACUAAAAAAGUUAAGAAAACGGUUUGGGAUUGGGAGAUCAUGAACGACAGCAAGCCAAUCUGGACGCGGAAACCAAACGACGUAACUGAUGAGGAGUAUACGGAAUUCUAUAAGAGUUUGACCAAGGAUACUUCGGAACCACUGACUCAUACUCAUUUCGUCGCUGAGGGAGAAGUGACCUUCAAGUCGCUUCUUUUUAUUCCGAAGGUGCAACCGUCGGAAAGCUUUAACAAAUACGGCACUAAAUCCGACAACAUUAAGCUGUACGUACGCCGUGUUUUCAUAACCGAUGAGUUUAACGAUAUGAUGCCAAAUUAUCUGAACUUUAUCCGUGGUGUUGUAGACUCGGACGAUCUUCCGCUGAACGUUUCCCGCGAAACUCUUCAGCAGCACAAACUAAUUAAGGUUAUCAAGAAGAAACUUGUCCGAAAAGCUUUAGACAUGAUCAAGAAAAUCGAUAAGGAAACGUACGAGAAGUUCUGGAAAGAAUUCUCCACCAACAUUAAACUGGGUAUUAUGGAAGACCCUAGCAACCGAUCUCGUCUAGCCAAGUUGCUUCGGUUCCAAUCGUCGAACGGUAAAAGUAGCAAGGAGUACACUAGCCUCGCAGAUUAUGUAUCGCGCAUGAAGUCAAAGCAGGAGCACAUCUAUUUUAUCGCUGGGGCUAGCCGCGCUGAAGUGGAAAAAUCACCCUUUGUCGAACGGUUAUUAUCUCGUGGAUAUGAAGUCCUUUACCUUGUUGAAGCGGUCGAUGAGUACAGCAUUUCUGCUCUGCCUGAAUUUGAUGGUAAAAAAUUCCAGAAUGUUGCCAAGGAAGGGUUUGUACUAAACGAAUCUGAAGAAUCCAAAGCCAAGUUCGACGAACUGAAGACAGAAUUCGAACCACUGCUCAAAUGGCUGAAUGAUGUUGCUCUAAAGGACAAAAUUGCCAAGGCUUUGGUGUCCGAGCGUUUGUCGAACUCGCCAUGUGCUCUAGUAGCAUCAAUGUUCGGUUGGACUGGUAAUAUGGAACGUUUGGCCAUGGCCAACGCUCAUCAAAAGACUGAUGAUCCGCAGCGGCAGUACUAUCUCAGUCAGCGGAAAACGCUCGAAAUAAAUCCACGACAUCCGCUGAUGCGUGAGUUAUUGCGCCGAGUCGAGUCUGAUACAGAAGACAUUGUCGCCAAGGAUAUGGCAGUUCUGAUGUUCAACACGGCCACCUUGCGUUCGGGUUUCCAUCUGCAGGAGACUGCUGAUUUUGCUGACAGUAUCGAACGAAUGAUGCGGCAGACACUAGGCGUUUCGCUUGAUGAGCAACCCGAACCGGAAGAAUUCAACGAGGAAGAUGAGGCCGAUGAUGCCGCUGCCAAGGACGAAGAAGAGGAGGUCAACGCUGACGAGGAAGCCGAACAUGACGAACUGUAAGACGUCCAAGACAAGUCAUACGUUUGAAUGAGACCCUGAAUGAGUGUAUUGAGAAUGCGCGGGAGAAUACACCAGCACACAUCGGACUGAUUUAAGUCGAUAAGUCACUUGUGUCCUACUGUAAUUCCAUCAUCGUACAUAAUCUAGAUACGUUUCGUAAUGGAGAAAGGAGCAUGUUUUCUAUGCUGCUUUUUAUUUUAGAAAUAAGUGUACUUGUUUGUGUAGUACAUACUAGUAAUAAUCUUGCAUUUCGGAAAAUGAACGACUCGAUCGUUCAAAACCAAUGAUUUUGGAGCAAAAAGUUCAAUUAUCGAGUUUUGUUACAAUUGUACAAAACAGACCAUCACAAUUUAAGUGACCGUCGCAGAAAAUAUGAGAUAUUUAAAAAGAACAAAUUUGAUUUACUUAAGCUGUGUUGUGAAUCAAGAAAAAUAAAUCAUAAACAAUUAAU